Myripristis murdjan (pinecone soldierfish) is the source of this 1380-nucleotide messenger RNA. It is a transcript of the gene tektl1, whose product is annotated as tektin like 1. NCBI's taxonomy places the organism in Eukaryota, Metazoa, Chordata, Actinopteri, Holocentriformes, Holocentridae. The transcript is spliced from 8 exons. The record is from RefSeq and is a predicted model, not a curated record. The coding region runs from base 1 to 1380 and encodes 459 amino acids.
AUGCAGGUCCUGUCUGUUCCUCUCGGCUCGGUGACCAUCGGACCGCGGUCGUGGCGCGACGGGACGGUGCGCUCCAUCCGACGCGCGGAGCGCAUGGUUGGGCAGACUUGGGCCAGACAGCCCGGGACAAGCGUCCGCCCCCGGAGCUGCGCCGCCGGUUUCUCCCCACAGCGGACAGAUGCAGAGGAGGCCGAAGAUAAGAUCGCGGAGGAGGAAUGUGGAAACAGACGAGACUCCAUCUGCAAAACUAAGAUGUCGAGACCCCAAACCACAGGGACGAUGGCCACCCAAAGGACGUGUGUGGCCCCGUUCCCCCCUCCCAGCUUUCGUGAGCAGUGUGCGGGCGCCAGUGUUGCGGUAGCCGCUGGGUACAUGCGCAGGGUGAGGGAGGUGGAGGGCCGGCUGCGCAGGCAGGCCGGGAGGGUGACGCAGGAGGGCACCAAGCUGCAGAGGGAGAAGGGCCACCUGGAGAGGAUGCUGCGCAGCCUAAGGGCCGACCUGCAGGUCAACAGGAAGAGCAUGGAGUGGAGGAGCAAGAGGCCGUCCACUGCUGAGACGGAGAGAGACGGAGCUGAUUACUUGAUGGAGUGUGAGAGGCGAGAGCUGGCGGAGCUGAAACACGAUCUGGAGGAGACACUGAAAGACACUCUGAGCCAGCUGCAGGCCCUGGGUCAGUGCAGCCGGCAGCUGCUGGCCUGUGCCAGUGAGAGAGCUCGUGUCCUGGAGCUUCUGCCUCUCUCCGGCACUCCACCUCCUUCAUCUCAGACCUUCACCAAGUCAGACUCGGUCGGCCCCUUCACUCCAGAGUGCAGGCACGUUUUAGAGUCGUCUGCUCUAACGGUCAGCCAGUCCCAGUCGCUGAGGGAAAACAUCAGGCAGGUCCUAAGCAGUGCCAUCGCCAGGCAGAGAGCCGCUCACCACACUGUCAACGACGGCCUGGUGAAGAAAAUAGCAGAGACAAUCGCUCUCAAGCAAAGCCUGACUUUGAUGUCUGCAGCGACCAGGAAAGCCAUGUUCGGCAAGCAGAAGGAAAUCAACUGCAUUCUGCACAGCCACGGCCGGGCGCAGGGUCCGGUGUACAGUGGUGAUAUACUGUCCAGAGAGAAACUGAACCGGCCUCUGGUGCAGGUGUACCAGAGGCACCCCGGGACAGGGUUACCUGAGGCUGCUCGUCUCAUGCAGGGCAGUGCGGUGCUGAGGCGCUGCCUGACAGCCUCAGAGGGUGAACUGGCCCGGCUGCAGGGCGUCCAUCUGCAGCUGCAGGACGACCUGCAGGGCAAGAGCACAGCAGCCCAGGUGGACUCUGCCGUGGUCCGCAUGAGACGUCAGCUUGUUGACAGGAGAGCCAUGCCUACUUUCCUCCAGCAGGGGGCGUACUGA